AUGAAGUUGUCGACUUUACAAAACGAAUUGUCAGAAGAAAGGGGACUAGCCGCCGCUUUAGCGAACAGUCAAGCGGAAUGGCAAGCUAGAGCCAAACUACAGGAAGAAAAAUUUGUCAAGGAGGUGGCGGAGCUGAAAGAGCAACUGCGGGACGUGAUGUUCUUCGUAGAGGCACGCGGCCAGCUCGAGCAGGCCGGCGCAGCCAGCCACUCGCUCUCCGCUGAGCUGCAGGACGCGCGUGUUACUGUCGCACCGCCCCCCAAGCCGCGCCGUCGCAGGCGGUAG
This is a messenger RNA of Arctia plantaginis, 285 nucleotides long. Lineage: Eukaryota; Metazoa; Arthropoda; Insecta; Lepidoptera; Erebidae. The record is from the annotation of a GenBank genome assembly.